AUGGAGUUGACUUUAACCGAACAAGAUGCGGCUCAUUGGGUUUACAGAGGUGAAGGUGCUGCUAAUAUUGUUGUCUCAUACACUGGUUCCUCUCCUUCUUAUAUUGGGAAAGUGAUGCGCAUUCGCAAGUCUCCAAGGAAGGCAUCAACGUUGCCGGGAUUGAGGAAUACCAUAGCUCUGUCUCCACAUGAACGCCUCAUCUGGAAAGAAGUACACGAACUUAUUUCCUCUUCAGAUAAGGAAAUUGCUGGCCAACUAUAUAUCGAUCAUGUCAUGAAGCCUUUGCUUGGAUCCAAAUAUGUUGAUGCUGGGACUCACAUUCUGGUGACCAAGAAAUUCCUAGAGACUGUUGAGAAGAAUAUUGAUAGUCAGCGUCCUGCUUGGCGAAUUGAUGUUUCCCAGGUGGAUAAGCAAUGUGAUUUUGCUCUUCUCAUGUCAGAUCAUUCGAUCUUCCCUCAGGGUAGUCAAGGAUCUAGCUGCAGUAUAUCAGUUGAAAUAAAGCCUAAAUGCGGAUUUCUUCCACUUUCAACAUUCAUAUAUGAAGGAACUGCUAUCAAAAAGAAGAUAACUCGAUUCGAAAUGCAUCAAGCUCUGAAAUUGCAACGUGGAGAGAUUUCACAGCGGAGUGUGUACAACCCACUUGAUUUGUUCUCAGAAUCAAAGGAAAGAGUUCAUAAAGCUAUCAAAAAUCUCUUUACUACCCCUCAAAACAAUUUCCACGUAUUUUUGAACGGUUCUCUCAUACUCGGAGGACUAGGAGGUAGUGCUGAAAGUACAGAUGCAUGUAUGGCUAAGGUACUUGAAGAUGAACUUCACUCGUUUAUUCAAGCUGGCAAUGGAAAAUGUACAGAGAACUUAUUUACUCUUGUUACUGAAGCUGUGCAAAAAUCAGGAGUCUUUGAUCAGCUCCUGGAGGUUCAGAAGCUUGGUCGUUUUGACAUAGAAGGAGCUAUCCAUGAAUAUUAUAACAUUACUUUUCAACAGUGCAAGGUGUGUAAAGAAUUGAGUAAAGAACAGGCAAAAAAAAUAUUCCUCUUUGCAUUCUGCGUCAUUGGACGAAAGCUUGAGAAUCGUAAAGGACUACCUGAUAGCAGCUACUGCAAAAGACUGCAGUUUGAUGGUAUGUUUUAG
This is a messenger RNA of Lathyrus sativus (Indian pea), 1131 nucleotides long. NCBI's taxonomy places the organism in Eukaryota, Viridiplantae, Streptophyta, Magnoliopsida, Fabales, Fabaceae. The record is from the annotation of a GenBank genome assembly.